Molecule: messenger RNA, 2064 nt
Organism: Anguilla anguilla (European eel)
Lineage: Eukaryota; Metazoa; Chordata; Actinopteri; Anguilliformes; Anguillidae
Product: mucin-5AC-like
Exons: 3
Coding region: 193-1716 (507 amino acids)
Source: RefSeq, a predicted model, not a curated record
GCAACGUCAAAUAUAAGCCCUUUAACAUUGACCUCUGACUCUACCACAUCACCAUCGAUUCUUGUAACCUCAACCAAGGAAACAGCAAAGGUCACUACACAACCUGAAACAACUACAAAACAUGGAACAUUGAGGACAAACCCCACAAGAACUUCUCAACCUGCAACAGCAACCACAAACCUUUUUCCAUUGAUGACAAAGAGUACAACAUUGAUGACGGACUCUGCAUCAUCAAACACAAGACUUGGAACAUCAACCACAAUCACUGGAUUGCUCAGUAUCUACCAACCCACAUCGACCGAUAUCCCUCAGACAUCAACCACAAACCCUACAACACUGACCCUAAGCUCUACCACACUGGCAGAGAGCCCAACUGUAGCAGUCUCUGAUGCUAUGACAUCUGAAUCAAGUUCUGUAAAAUCAACUAAAACAACUGGAAUGUUCACGACAAGCUUUGCAACAGGAACUACAAAUCCUGAAUCAUCAGCCACAAACCCCAUGACCACAGUGACACUACCUAAAAUAUCAACCACAGCCUCUGUAUCAUCAAUAACAAGCCCUGUAACAUCAACGGCAAAGCUUGAAACAUUGACCACAAAUUCUGCAACACUGACUAUAAACCCUGUAACACCAACCUCUCUCCCAGACACAUCCAUAUUAAGUCCUGUAACAUCAUCUACAAUGUUCAUGACAAAGUCUGCAACAUUGAGUACCAACACUGAAAUGGUGACCACAAACCGUAUGUCAACAUCUCUCAAGAACACUCCUACUUUCUCUACAAACAUUGCAACAGUGACUGAAAUCCCGACAACACAGACUAGGAACCCAGCAACACUGACCCAAAGGCCGACAACACCUACCAUAAGCCAAACUGUAUUAGUCUCUGAUGACGUGACAUCCCAAUCAAGUCUUGCAACAUCAACUAUCAAAUUUCCAUCAUCAACUACAAACUCUGAUAUAGUGACUUCAAUCCCUGAAAUAUCAACAACAAACUUCCAAACGCAAACAGCAGAAACUAAAAUAUCAACCCGAGACUUAGCAGUAUCAACAACAAGUCCUGUAACCUCAGCCAGAAUGUCUUCAGCAUUAAUCACAAACACUGCUACCUUGAGCACAGAACCUACAAUGUCAGCAUCCUCAGCGAACCCCAUUACACCAAUGACAAUACCUGUUACAGCAACCACAGACUCUUCAGCACAAACCAUCAGUGAUGCUCCAUUAUACAUAAGUCCUACAUUGACUACAAGCCUUGCAAUGACUUCCAAAAGCCAUAAAAUGUCCACCACAAUGCUUGCAACAGUGACCCAGACCCCAGCAGAGGGACCACAGUUAUUGCUGGAAUUUAGACUGGAUCUGGAGUUUGCAACGGUCCUCACAGAUUCCUCCUCAACACAGUACAUACAUUUGAAAAAUCAAGUUGAAGAGCAGCUGGAUUCCAUCUAUAAAAAGCAGUAUGGGGACACAUUUGAUCACACUGAGGUCCAGCGUUUUAGGCAAGGAUCAGUGAUUGUGGACGCUGUGCUGGUGUUCAAUAACAUAAACACUGUCCCUGGAACCAGCGAUGUGGCAACGACCUUAAAAAACGCUGCCUCCUCAGACUCUGGCUUAAAUCUCCCUAUAGACCCCGCUAGCAUAGUGGUUUCAGGUAAGACAUUACAAUUAAACAUUUACAAUGAAUUUCAAUUGAAUGCAACAUUUGAUUCUGCUGUACUAUAACAUCUGGUUACUUGCAGUGGCUACUCAGACUACUGCAGAAGCUACAACACCUACGGUAACUACAGAACAUGGCCUCCAGACUACGGAACACUCAAGUCAGACUGCGCAAACAACUGUGGGACAAGCUGGUCAGACUGCAUCAGCAACUGCAGGAGCCACUACAACGUCAAAUAUAAGCCCUUUAACAUUGACCUCUGACUCUACCACAUCACCAUCGAUUCUUGUAACCUCAACCAAGGAAACAGCAAAGGUCACUACACAACCUGAAACAACUACAAAACAUGGAACAUUGAGGACAAACCCCACAAGAACCUCUCAACCUGCAACAGCAACCACAAACCUUUUUCC